AUGUGGGCAGGCCUGAGCCCCGCCGUCACACUGGCCCUAAUGCUGGUGGUGGCAUGGGCCACAGAGCUCAAGCCUACAGCGCCUCCCAUCUUCACAGGCCGUCCCUUCAUUGUAGCAUGGGAUGUGCCCACACAGGACUGUUACCCUCGCCACAAGGUGCUUCUGGACCUGACAGCCUUCGACGCAAAGGCCUCACCUAAUGAGGGUUGGGUGAAUCAAAGUGUUACCAUCUUCUACAAUGACCGGCUGGGCCUAUAUCCACGCUUUGACUCAGCAGGACGAUCUGUGAAUGGUGGCGUGCCGCAGAACGGCAGCCUCUGGGCACACCUGAAGCUGCUACAUAAUCAUGUGGAACACUACAUUCGUAUGCAGGAACCUGCAGGACUGGCAGUCAUUGACUGGGAGGACUGGCGGCCUGUGUGGGUACGCAACUGGCAGGACAAGGACGUGUACCGCAAUCGGUCACGCCAGCUGGUGGCCAACCUCCACCCUGACUGGCCACAGGAUCGCGUGGGCAAGCAGGCACAAUGUGUGUUUGAGUUUGCUGCACGGCAGUUCAUGCUAGAGACAUUGCGCUGGGUCAAGGCAGUGCGCCCGAAGCACCUCUGGGGCUUCUACCUCUUCCCUGACUGUUACAACCAUGAUUAUGUGCAGAACUGGGACAGCUACACAGGUCGCUGCCCAGAUGUUGAGGUCACCCGCAAUGACAAGCUGGCGUGGCUGUGGGCUGAGAGCACAGCCCUCUUUCCCUCUGUCUACCUGGAUGAGAUACUUGCCUCCUCUGCCCAUGGGCGCAAGUUUGUCAGCUUUCGUGUACAAGAGGCACUUCGUGUGGCUAACACCCAUCACAACAACCACGCACUUCCAGUCUAUGUCUUCACGCGGCCCACCUAUAGCCGUGUGCUUACAGGGCUCAGCAAGAUAGACCUCAUCUCCACCAUUGGCGAGAGCGCAGCCCUGGGUGCAGCCGGUGUCAUCCUCUGGGGUGACGCAGGGUACACCACGAGCACGGAAACCUGCCAGUACCUCAAGAAUUACCUGACGCAACUGCUGGUCCCCUACGUGGUCAACGUGUCCUGGGCUGCCCAGUAUUGCAGCUGGGCCCAGUGUCAUGGCCAUGGACGCUGUGUGCGCAGAGACCCCAGUGCCAAUGCCUUUCUGCACCUCAGCUCCAGCAGCUUUCGCCUAGUGCCUAACCAUGGACCUGGUGAGCCCCAGCUACGACCUGAAGGGGAGCUCAGCAGGGCUGACCGUGACCACUUGCAGACACACUUUCGCUGUCAGUGCUACUUGGGUUGGGGUGGCGAACAAUGCCAAUGGAACCAUGGGAAGGCAUCUGGGAGUGCCACCCAGGCAUGGGCUGGGUCCUACCUCCCCAGCCUGCUGACUCUGACAGCCCUGAUCCUUACCUGGACCUUUUAG
Molecule: messenger RNA, 1422 nt
Organism: Chrysochloris asiatica (Cape golden mole)
Lineage: Eukaryota; Metazoa; Chordata; Mammalia; Afrosoricida; Chrysochloridae
Gene: HYAL2
Product: hyaluronoglucosaminidase 2
Exons: 3
Coding region: 1-1422 (473 amino acids)
Biological process (GO): carbohydrate metabolic process; hyaluronan catabolic process
Molecular function (GO): hyaluronoglucuronidase activity; hyalurononglucosaminidase activity
Source: RefSeq, a predicted model, not a curated record